This is a messenger RNA of Thamnophis elegans (Western terrestrial garter snake), 758 nucleotides long. RefSeq names its product DnaJ heat shock protein family (Hsp40) member C5 beta (gene DNAJC5B). The record is from RefSeq and is a predicted model, not a curated record. The transcript has 4 exons. The coding region runs from base 1 to 591 and encodes 196 amino acids. NCBI's taxonomy places the organism in Eukaryota, Metazoa, Chordata, Lepidosauria, Squamata, Natricidae.
AUGGCUGAACAAAGACAGAGAAAUUUAUCUACAUCAGGAGAAGCACUCUAUGAACUCCUAGGCCUUGAAAAAGGGGUAUCCCAUGAAGAAAUCAAGAAAAGCUACAGGAAAUUGGCCCUGAAAUAUCAUCCUGAUAAGAACCCAGAUAACCCAGAGGCUGCAGAAAAAUUUAAAGAAAUUAACAAUGCUCAUGCAAUAUUAACAGAUGUGUCCAAAAGAAAUAUAUAUGACCAAUAUGGAUCAUUAGGGCUGUACAUCGCUGAACAGUUUGGUGAAGAAAAUGUCAAUACAUAUUUCAUGCUUUCUAGUUGGUGGGCAAAAGGUCUGUUCACCCUUUGUGGUCUUUUGACUGGGUGCUACUGUUGUUGCUGCCUGUGCUGCUGUUUCAAUUGCUGUUGUGGAAAAUGCAAGCCCAAGCCCCCGGCAGAAGAGCAAGAGUUCUGCAUGUCUCCUGAAGAUCUGGAAGAGCAAAUCAAGACAGACAUGGAAAAAGGUACUUAUGAUUCUCCAGUUCUGCUUCAGCCAAUAAAUGCAACUGAGAAAACCCAGCUUAUUGGUGACAGUCAUCGUAGCUAUCGCACAGAAUCAUAAAUCAGCAGCUUUCAGAAUUUGAAGGAUUAUAAAUGACAAAUUCUGGAUUAUAAAGUAUCAUCAGAACAUGAAAGACAUUAGGACACUGUGCACACCAUGUACCAUAGAGAAGAUGCUCUACCAUAAUAUUGUUUCCAAAACUGUGUUGUUGAAUACUACAAGGAUAG